CACACAGCACGCGCGCCUGGUAUCCGUCUCUCCUCGUCCUCUGCCCCCUGCUCGUCCUCAUCAUCCUUCCUCUGCUGCUCCGCCUCCGCAUCCUCUCUCUCUCACUCUCCCGUCCUCCUCCCUCCCCUGCCCUCUCCGCAGCCGUUCUGGCUUCAGCCACUUCGUCACGCCCGACAUAUCGGCGCUGGCAUGGCCACUGACAUCCCGCUCGUCGCCACAAAGCCGAUGCCGCCCACGCUGGCGGGACAAGCACACCACCAGGACGGCGAGGGCCGCCCCCCGCUUGCACCGGCGGGCCGCUCGCGGUCCUGGUCGCCGCAGCGCACGGCCGAGCCUUGGAGACUGCCCGUCGGACUGGAGGCAGAUUGCGGCCUCCACCUGGAGCUCCUGGGCCAGCUGCUGCAGCGCCGCGGCGGCGGCGCGGGAGGCGCCGGCGCAAGGCCGCGCCCCGAGCGCUGGGACGCGGACCAGGCGCUGCGGCUGGAGCUGCGGCGGAGCAACGCGGCCCUCGCGCAGGUGCUGCCGCGCGGCUGCAGCAGCGGGGAGGAGCUCGGCUCGAGGUCUCUGGGCGUGUGCGUGGGCAGGGCGCCCUCGGUGAGCAACUCCCGCGAGCUGUCGGCAACGGGAUACAAGUUGCCGGUCGAGAACUCCGACGACCAGAUCGAUAGGAUCCUGUCGUCGGCCCCCAGCGCGGACGGGUACAUGAGCGUAGGCCUCUGCAGCAGCCACGCCAGCGUCGUCGGCCACAGCAGCUGGGACAGGGACGAGCGCGUCAUCGACCAGCUCCGAAGCUCAAGCAAACAAAAGCCCAUACUCUCAAAGGUGGAUCACACGAAGGAGGACAAACCACCAAGGGCGUUCUACUCGCUGCGAUGGCUGAUGAGCAAGCCGCAGUAUGAGUUGGCCUCGGCGCUCCUCAUCAUCUGCAACCUGAUCGUGCUGAUCCUGGAGGUGGAGUACAAGGGCAUCCAGCUCGGCUACGAGCUUGGGGGCAUCUACGCUCAGUAUGGCUCAAAGGAGUAUGCUGGCAAGUGGUGGCCUAGAGCCGACGGUGCGUUCUACAUCGCGGAGUGCCUUUUCGCGGGGGUCUUCACUCUGGAGAUGCUCAUCACGUGCGGGUAUGACCUCACGUGCGCGCGUGCCGCCUGGCCUACCCACCGGACGCCAUUCUGGAAAGACCCGCUGGACCUGUUGGACUUGGCCGUCGUUGUAUGUUCCGACGUGUCGUUGGCGAUUGGCGAGAUGGACACGGCGGGCAGCAUGCAGGUGUUCCGCAUCUUGCGUCUGGCCAGGCUCCUGCGGCUGAUCCGGCUAUUGAGGAAGAUCUACCAGUUCGACACCCUGCACCUCAUGACGACGGCCAUCAAAGGAAGCAUGGGCGCUCUGAUGUUCUCCAGCAUGCUACUGGUCACGAUUCUGACAUUCUUCGCGAUGGUGGCCACGAAAGUUCUACGGGCCGCGUACCUGGGGGAGAGCUCCCCCCUGGAACCCGAGAAGCAGCAGGAGCUCUUCCGGUACUUCGGGACUUUCUCCAGGUCGAUGCUCUCGAUGUUCGAGCUCACCCUGGCGAAUUGGCCCACGGUCACGCGGUUCAUGGUCGAGGAACUCCAUGAGUGUUUCGGGCCCAUCUGCGUCGUGUGGAAGUUGUCAAUCGGCCUUGCCGUGGUCGGUGUGAUCAACGGCGUGUUCAUCAGGGAGACCUUCUCGGUGGCCGAGGGCGACGAGUUCAUCAUGAUCAGGAGCAGGAUGCGGCAGGUCCUCCAGCACAAAGACCGCAUGAGACGUCUGUUCCAGCUCGCGGACAAGAACAAAGACGGGGUGCUCGACCGCGAGGAGUUCCGCCGCGUCUUCGAAAAGCCCGCGAUCAAGGCUUGGCUGGAGGCCAUGGAGCUGCGCUGCGACGACGUGGACACGCUGUUCGUUCUCAUCGCGGGCUCGGUGCACGGCGUGAUCAGCGAGGAAGAGCUGAUCCGAGGCAUCGCCCAGCUCAAGGGGCCAGCCAGGAACUUCGACCUGCUGACCCUCACGCGUGGUCUCGAGGCCAAGAAGACUUCGGGCUGAGCCGCUCAAGCUCGGCUGGCCAGCGCUGCCGCCGCUGAGACGGGAGCACGCGGCGGCAAGGCUGCAGGAGGGAGAGCACACGGGGAGGGGGGGGAGCAAGCAGGGCGCACGGAGCAGGAGCAGCUCUUCCUCGCUCUUCCCCAUGCCGGGGCCGAGCCCCGCCGCCUCGUGUGCCACAGGCGCCGACAUCACAACGUCCCCACCAAUCAAACCACCACUCCGAUUGCAUAUGUUCCGGUCGCUUACAAAGUAAGGGCCGUAUGCACUUUCAGAUGUUGAGCCCAGGUGCCGCGCCAAGAACUGGCACGUGGCUUCUUGCUUUGCUGCGCGCCGGCCCCGACCAUGUCGCGCCCGCGCCCGCAGCCCCACGUUUUGCGUUCUGUAUCGGGGGGAGGCACGCGCGUGCCGGAGCACUUGCCGUCAGCAUUGCACCCAAGGUCGCGCAUGCCGCCCAGACAAAAACGUUACAGGACGAUUUUUGCAUCGGACGCGGGAUCUUGGCAAGCGUGGCACAGUUGGCAAAAGAAGAUGCCCCAUACUGCCCGCACCAGGCGUAAGGGACAGGGUGGUCUCCAAGUUCGCCUGGUGACCACGAUUCUUCAUUAUCCGUUUUUAUUCGUGGUUCCGGCCAAAUUGCCUGGCGCCUUUCAGCUUCAUACAAAUAUGUCUCUCUCUCUCGCUCUGUGCCUUUCUUGCUCUCUAUCUCUCUUUCUUUCUUUCUCUCUCUCUCUCUCUCUUUCUCUCUUUCUCACUCUCGCUCUCUCUCUCUCUCUCUCUUUCUCUCUUUCUCUCUUCGCAGCCGAGCUUUGCAGGGGCACUUUGCACGCCACCUGACCUGAUGCUUGCGUAGAGGACCUGAGAGGAACGCGAGAUUCCGCUAGCCGCCACAGCGUCUGGAGAUUUGUGAUGCUACGCGCCAGGCCGAAAUUAC
This is a messenger RNA of Prorocentrum cordatum, 2992 nucleotides long. The record is from the annotation of a GenBank genome assembly. NCBI's taxonomy places the organism in Eukaryota, Dinophyceae, Prorocentrales, Prorocentraceae.